AUGCCUCCUCGCAGAAACACAGCUACCUCGCCUAUCCUACCUACUCACAACCAAUCUCUAUCUGCCAACUGCCAACAAGCAUCUUCCGAUCGUUCAAAUCGGCGACAUAGGCAACAUAAGCGCAAGCGCGCUGCACCUUGGUACAAAUGCGGCGAGAACGUCUGGCGCUCCCGACUAGAUACCGCAAGUCACGUCGGGAUAUGUCUUGCCGCCCUCAUAACACUUAUUUUCUUCCUCCGACGAAGCGAUCCACCAGCGAAAUAG
Bipolaris maydis ATCC 48331 is the source of this 264-nucleotide messenger RNA. The record is from RefSeq and is a predicted model, not a curated record. NCBI's taxonomy places the organism in Eukaryota, Fungi, Ascomycota, Dothideomycetes, Pleosporales, Pleosporaceae.